CCAAAGUUGCCGCCAUGAACUGCCCUUACUGUCUGAACGUCGUGUCGUGCGGUUCCCAAAGUAUUCCGAAGGUGGACUGCAGCGCCACAAUAGUGAGCGAAACUGUGAGCGAGAUUAGUCGAUUCUUUCGCGACAUCAAGGCCUACAACGUUCCCGCCACCGAGUACACUUGCGUCGAUGUUCGGUUUCGACCACUCGAGUCGCUCAGUGACACGUUCUCGGUGAAGGGAUGCACGGCCGGUCGUAAAAGUGUGUGCAGUGAACCGACGGUCGAAUUUAAUGGCAACUUUUCGUGCCAUGCCUACAGUGGUGCCGGUGCGCUUCAACUCCCGCGAUUGCUCACGGGCGUACUCUUCAUCAUUGGUGCCCUGGUGUUCGUACAC
Molecule: messenger RNA, 383 nt
Organism: Anopheles cruzii
Lineage: Eukaryota; Metazoa; Arthropoda; Insecta; Diptera; Culicidae
Exons: 2
Source: RefSeq, a predicted model, not a curated record